This is a messenger RNA of Lecanosticta acicola, 1006 nucleotides long. NCBI's taxonomy places the organism in Eukaryota, Fungi, Ascomycota, Dothideomycetes, Mycosphaerellales, Mycosphaerellaceae. The record is from the annotation of a GenBank genome assembly.
AUGUCUAACAAUUCGGAUGCGAAUGCAGCCUCGCCUGCAGAUGCUCUCUCCAAAGCAAACGACAUGUCACGUCCUGUGCUGGGAGAAAAGUCUCCCAAUGUACGGCGGGCUGUCCAAUCUCAUGUCCCUAUGGACAAGUCAUUGUUCGGCAGUCCACUCAAGCGGAACUUCACGGCAGCAAUGGAAGGGGAUGACGGCUUUCUCUACCUAAAGAAAAGGAAGCACUCUUGGGAGAGUCCGCUCAGUCAGGUCUCGACACCUACCGAAGAAAACGGCAGCAGGACUAGCAAUGCCGACAGAAGCGUGAUCCAGCCGAUGCCGGUGCAAGAAGUGAGUGGAGGGAUGUCGUGGACAUGAUGUUUAUUAAUGCUUCCUGCAGACCGCUGUACCAAAGAUUCAACAUGCUGCUCCCACAGAGCCAAAUACUCCAGCUUCCUCGCUCAAGGAAGAAGACCAGGACGCCUCAUCAGCGGAGCGCAGAUCGUUCUCAUCCUUGAUCAAUUACGAUCCAUCAUCACAGACGGCGCCAACAACCGACCAGAAUUCGGGACCGGUGGUCCAUGAGCCUUCGCACGCAGAGCUACUGAAGCUUCGCUUGAGAGUGGCAAUGUACAAGGUUCAAACAAAUCAGAUCAACGUCCCCUUCUCGGAACUGGAAGAUCCCAAGUCAUCUCCCGUACAGGCCACGCAGACCAAAGAGCCCGACACAACCAUCGAUCUUGUGCAAGACUGGAAGCGAAGGAUGGUCCAACAAGCACCGGCCCUGAUGCCGAGUCUCCUAUCCGCACCAAUUCUACGCCCGACGCCAUACAUCAGCCGGCUGGCGUACGGAAAAAACAUACCGAGCUCCCCUCCCGCUGGCUUGCCGGAGAAACUGCCUCAAGGCCUUCCACCGACGACUCCAAGAAGUCCGAGGAUCAAUCGAUCAGACGAGCAGGAGCUCACUAGUAGUAUCGUGAAAGGCCGAGUGGCGGAAGGUUUGCUGGGAUUGAGGAACGCACGAUGA